Messenger RNA from Podarcis lilfordi (Lilford's wall lizard), 24224 nucleotides. Lineage: Eukaryota; Metazoa; Chordata; Lepidosauria; Squamata; Lacertidae. The record is from the annotation of a GenBank genome assembly.
AUGUCGGAGUUACGAGCGGCGGGACCCGGCCCAGCGACGACGCCUGGAGGAGCGGGCGGCCCCAUCGCCUCCGUCCCAGGAGCGACCUGUGGGCCCGGCCCAGCGCCCCCGCUACCCUCUCCCGGGCCUGGCGGCGGAGGAGGCACCCUGGGCCCUGGGGGACCGGCCCCAGGGGGGGUGACAGGCACUCCAGGGGGGAGCUCUACUUCCGCUUCCGGGUCCACCAGCUCCACUUCCGGGUCAGCCCGCGAAGGCUGGCUUUUCAAAUGGACCAAUUACAUCAAAGGGUAUCAGCGGCGCUGGUUCGUGCUGAGCAACGGGCUCCUGAGCUACUACAGGUGAGGCCACGCCCCGUCUGCCGGCCCUGCCAGGGUGGCCGGCCACGCCCCUUUCCGGCUCCGGUCACACCCAGGGCGCCUCCCAAGGCCUGUGACCCUCUUUCCCUUUGGCCGGCCUGCACCCGGUUGGGCAUUCCUCCCCCUGGCCAAGCCUGCGUGGCAGGAGCAGCAGCAGCAGCCUCCUCUGUGUGGAGCAGCCCCUUCCCUGCCACGUGGCAUGAGGGUGUCAUGGCUUAGCCACGUCUUGAGAAGCAUCAGGGGGGCUUCCACACCUCUGAGGCUCCCCUCAGCUAUUCUGCCUUACAUUCCUACCCCCACCUCAGAUAUGCAUGGCAUGUACAGUGGUACCUCGGGUUACAGACUCCACUAACCUAGAAAUAGUACCUCGGGUUAAGAACUUUGCUUCAGGAUGAGAAUCGUGCUCUGGCAGCAGCAGCAGGAGGCCCCAUUAGCUAAAGUGGUACUUAAGGUUAAGAACGGACCUCCAGAACAAAUUAGGUUCUUAAUCCGAGGUACCACUGUAACUGCAUUCUGACAUGAAGAUGAGGGUGGUGAUAGCCACAUUAUUUCCCCUUUCUCCACACCUGCGACAUUCUGCGGCUUUCUCCUUCCCUUUAUGCCAGCCAGCAGAAAAGCCAAAUGUGUUCUAAGACACCCUCCUCCUCCUCCUCCACAUCCUUGGCAGCAUCACUGGGCCACAUCUUUUUGAUUCUCUGUUGCAACCAAUGGCACAGGCAACACACAGUCUGAGAGAUACAUCCUCUGUGAUGUGUUUUGGUGUACAGUACUUGAUACUUAAAAAGAAAUGCAAAAAAUGUAGGCCUGUUGAUAUAAUUCUAUGAUGGUCACAAGCCAUUUUUCCAAAAGACCUGUGUUCUGGGUGUGGCGGAUUUGGCAGAGGUAACUAUCACAGGCAAUGUUAGCUGUGGGGCCAUGUAAGCUGGGAAUAGAAAUAGCUUUUCUGAAAUCACUGCUUCUAACAUUCCUUGGUUAGGAGAGAAAUUCUUCCCAGUAGGUUAGAAGCUGCACAUAAACUGUAUUUGCCCUAUGCAUCCUUCCCUUGUUAGGAUUGAGAGCUAUGUUCAAAUUCCUACUUGGCUGUGGAGCUCAACAAGUAGCCUGGGGCAAGUAACUUAACUCUCAACUUAAUCAUCCUCAUUGUGAAAAAAAUUAGGAUAACCCUGUACUCCAGGCACCCCCAAACUUGGCCCUUCAUAUGUUUUGGGACUGCAGUUCCCAUCUUCCCUGACCACUGGUCCUGUUAACUAGGGAUGAUGGGAGUUGUAGUCCCAAAAACAUAUGGAGGGCCGAGUUGGGGGGGGGGCUGCUGUACUCCAUAAAGGAAGGCUGUGUUACAAAUGUAACGAAACCAAACAAUGAGGCCUUUUACUUAUGACAAAACCUACCUUGAGUUACUUACUUAAACUGUGAGUUCCCAAACCAUCCGUGCUUCAAAACCUUUCUUCAAAUGAUUCAGUUUCUUCAUGAGUCUUCUGCAAAUGUAGAAACAAAUACUUAGCAUCAUAUGUUGCCUGUCUCUCUAAGCAACCCUUCAUAGCUUUCAGUGCUGUGUUGUAUGUCUGCGCCACCCUUGUGUUUUCACAUAAAUGUUACUCCAUAUCACUGAUGAAUAGUAAAGCCCCAGCAGUUUUCACCUACUUUCUUCCAAACUGUAUGUGCAUUCCUAUUCCAGCUACUUCUGCAUGUUAAAUGAACAUUUAUUUGUGAAUUAGACAAAUCACUUCAAACAAUUGCAGCCCAGCUGGUGCCAAACAUACUGCUCUGCUUACCUUUGGACCACAGCAGUGAGGCUAAGAGGAGGGUUUUGUUGUCUGGGCAGCCCAGGAUCUCCAUACAUACUGCCCAAGCUUGCACCUGUUGUGCUUACUUCAACUAAUUGUAUUCCACUCAUAAAACAGGAGGAUUGUCAAGCAGCAUAUCAAACAGAACUUCUGGAGAAAAACUAUUAUUCCAGCUACCUUGCUAAUCAAAAGUAUGUUGAAACUAACGUAAUAGAAUGCCUCUGAGAUUUUUAGGGAGAGAGCUCAGGUUCUCAUUUUUGCCCCUGCUUUGCUCGUCAGCUGUGUUAUUUCCUAAAGAGAAGGGAAAUCUAAGUAGUGGGAGGGUGAAUGGAGAUAUGGAAUAAUGAGAAGUGUUUCUGGAAUCUGGGCUUCCAAUCUUACGCAUGUUUGCUCUCAUUAUAGUCAAUGACACUUGCAUCCAAGGAUAGCAGCCCUAAUCCAUGGGUGGAGAGCUAGAUUUGGCCAAUGAGCCAGAUUGUUAUUUUCCCCACCUCUUGUGGGUCAAGGUUGACAGGUGGGUGGAGCCUACUCCAGUGUCCUGUAAUAAUUAGCUGUGUAGCAGGUGUUGCCUUACUAUGCCAUAUGCAUCUUUUCUUCUCUGCUGAUGUUCUUUUGCAUUGCUGUUAAGUCUGGAGUACGAAUGAGGCUCCUUGAACAUCUUUCCCCUUGCACAUUUUUUGUGGGGCCUCUGUUAACUUAACAUUUUGAACUAAAAGUAUGCAUUUUCAGAAACAGACCUUGAAGGUGCAGUAGUAAAGGGAAUAAAGAGUGUGGUCAAAUAGUAAUAAGGAGUCUUGUGGCACCUUAAAAGCAACAAAUUUAUUGUUGCAUAAGGUUUCGUAGAUCAGAGUCCACUUUGUCAGAUGCAUCAGGACUCCAACCUUGAAAGCUUCUGCCAUAAUAAAUCAGCCUGUUAAAUGUCUGCUAAGAGGCUAGAAGCUCCUCCUCCAUGGCCAGCAUGGAAAAAUAGGCUAGUAGCAUCUUAGCAGGUUAGUGUGUUUGUGUAUACAUAAACACACACAGACACACACACACACACACACAACCUUCUACCAAGAGGGACAGAAAUCCUUUCGUUUGUGGCCAGCAUGAAAUGCAGCAGGUUAGUGAAGAAGGAGUAGCACAUUUCCUUCUUCCACCAACCUGUUCACUUACCUGCAUGGAAGUCCUUGCUGCAAAAUGCAAGGUUGUAAUAAAUCCAUUAGUCUUUAAGUAGCCACAAGACUUUGAUGUGUAUGUUACAACAGACUAAUAUGGUGGUGACCAGUUUGACAGAGAAAGAGCCCCUUUUCACUAGUGGGUUACAGGAAAGAUUAUUCGCCCAAGUUUAGGAAAAUGCUUGUUUUUCACUCAUAACUAGCUAAGGGCCCAUCUGAAGUGUGUUCUCAUUCACUCAUAGACUGUGUACUCAUUCACCCAAUAAAUCUUGUCCUCUGACCUUGCAGCUUAUUUCAUUGUCCUCUUCAACCAGUGACAUCUUGUUGGUUGAUCUGCUCUGAUGCACACAUUGGGGUUUAUGGCUUUUCUGGAUGCCAUUAGCUUAUCUGUUCUGGUAUCACAUAGUAGGUCAUAAAUGCCUUUAGACCAGGCAGCUGAGGAACAUCAGAGAGCCCAUAAUUGGAAACCUGAAGCUCAGAGCAGCUAAAAAUGGAGAAGAAAAAUCCAACUGCUUUGAAUUUUGAGUAGACCCAAGAUUUCAAUGGGUCUUCUCUUAAAUAUGACUACUGUUAGAUAUUGCCAAAUCAUUUUUUUCUUUUUAAUAUUUAAUUUAUAGUGUUUCUCUUUAAAAGCAACUGAAUUUUAAAGAAAAUCUUAACUGAACACACAUUUAAAUUGUGUACAUGCAGGUUUAUAUGAUAUAUACAUAUAUAUACAGUUGUACCUUGGUUUUCCUAGUUCUCGAAUGUUUUGGCUCCUGAACGCCGCAAACCCAGAAGUGACUGUUCCGGUUUGCAAACUAUUUUUGGAAGCCGAAUGUCCGGUGCGAAUUCCUUGACUUUUGAUUGGCUGCAGGUGCUUCCUGCAGCCAAUCAGAAGCCACACUUUGGUUUCUGAAUGUUUUGGAAGUUGAACGGACUUCCAACAGACUUCGUGUUUUAAUGUAUGACUGUAUAUAUCAGGGGUGGCCAACUCCCAAGAGACUACGAUCUACUCACAGAGUUAAAAACUGGCAGUGACCUACCCCCUUUUUCGAGAUUCAGGUUAAAGUUGUUGAGUUUUUUCAGGGAGGAGGUAAAAUGUUGAGCUUUUUUAAGGGGAGCCACCGUUGUUCAGCUUCUUUGGGGGGAGCCAGUGAUCUACUGCAGACGUCCAGUGGUCUACCGGUAGAUCACGAUCUACCUGUUGGACAUGCCUGGUGUAUAUAUAGCAGAGAAGAGCAGGUGUUUUGGGAAAAAUACUUUGGCAAUCCCACCCACCAUUGAACCCAAUGUGUUUUGACCAUAUGCGAUUUUGGCUUUAUGCACUAUUCCCGGAAUGUAACCCCUGUGUAAGUUGAGAGGCGCCCAUACGAACAAGCAAUUGAAUGCUUACACAUAAUCUCUAAAACUUCAUCAUGGCCAUCUAUUAAGCCCUCUAAUUUGCAGCUUGCUUUUCUGUGCAAAAACAAGGUCUGUUAGAAAAUUAUUCAACAUCAGAGAUCAAGCAGUAAAUGUGAUACACUGCUGUGUCUUCCUGUUGGUACUGGAGACCAAUUAUCCAAUGCAUGAGGAUCUAGGAAAUGUCAUCCUGUAUAACACCACAAAUAUUCAGAACCCUGACUGGUUGGAUUGUACUGUUUUGCACCCUCCCAACAUCAUGAGUCCUGUGACAUGUUCAGUUAAAUGUUGAUGUUUAGGGCUUUACUAAGGAAGCAGCAUGGAUAUUAUUUCUUUCUAAUGCAGGGAGAAACACUAUUUUGUCCGCUAAGUACCAGCUCUUGCUCCUGGAAAGUUCCGGACACCAUUAUAGCUCAACUGUAUGCAUGUUUAUUUGGAAGGAAAUCUCACUUGAUUCAAUGGGACCUGCUUCCAAAUAAGCAUGAGUAGGAUUACAGCAUUAAUAUCCAAACCUAUGUACAGUGGUACCUCGGUUUACGAACUUAAUCCGUUCCUGAAAUCCGUUCUUAAACCAAAACCAUUCUUAAACCAAGGUGCGCUUUCCCUAAUGAGGCCUCUCGCCACCAGUGUCCUUCCACCGUUCGGAUUCCGUUCUUAGACCGAGGUAAAGUUCUCAAACCAAGACACUAUUUCUGGUUUUGCGGAGUUUGUAAACCAAAUUGUUCUUAAACCGGACUGUUCUUAAACCAAGGUACCACUGUAUGUCUGUUCAGAAGUAAGUGCCCAUUGUGUUUAGUGGAAUUUAAUCUUAAGUAAAUCUACAUAGAGAUUGCAGCCUUUAGUCUUCAGGUAAGUGAUCUGGCAUGUGAACAGAGAAAGCCAAGCAGAAAUCUUUUUUUCUCUCUGAACAGAUAUAAUUCUGCAGUGCAAAAGGCAUGUUGGCUUCGGGAUCAAAGGUUUUGGUUGAUCCUAUGUUGUACAAAGGUUCUGUUUAGUUACUACCCAAUAGAUCAGUACACUUGCUUGUUCAGGAAAUGCAUACAUUUAAAAAUGGCAAUACUGAUUUAAAUCAGUACAGCCAAACUGAGGCUCUUAUUCUUGAUCAUUUAAAUUGGAUGUUAUAGACUUUGGAAUGGGGUCUUAUUAGUCUUAUUAGAUCCAUGGGGUGGUUUAGAAACCCGUAGGUGAAAAAGAAAAGAUGGUGCUUUUUGCUUAUAUAUGUGAUGGUGUGACACAUAUAUCAAGGUGUUGCAGUUAAUAUCCUAUGCUUUUGCCAGGUUUGGGUUGUCCUGUGUUAAUGGGCCAUACAUAACCUAUUGUCACUUCCAUGUUUAAGAAGGAUUAUGAGGGUGAUGCUUUGGGUUCCGACUGAUAGUAAACAGUAAAUUAUGCAUAUCUAAUACAUGGCCAGUUUUGUCUUCCUUUCUGUUGUGAAUUGUAUGCUCCUCAGAAACAUAAGAGAGUUAGUCUCUAACUUAGUAAUAAUAAUAAUAAUUUAUUACAUAUACUACGCCCAUCCGGCCAGGCCCCCCCAGCCACUCUGGGCAGCUUCCAACAGGAUAUUAAAAACACAAUAAAAUAUCAAACAUUAAAAACUUCCCUAAACAAGACUGCCUUCAGAUGUCUUCUAAAAGUCAGAUAGUUGUUUAUUUCCUUGACAUCUGGUGGAAGGGCGUUCCACAGGGUGGGCGCCACUACCGAGAAGGCCCUCUGCCUGGUUCCCUGUAACCGCACUUCUUGCAGUGAGGGAACCACCAGAAGGCCCUCGGCGCUGGACCUCAGUGUCCGGGCAGAAUGAUGAGGGUGGAAAUGCUCCUUCAGGGACACUUGAGCCAAGGCACCUCUGCAAUAUUUGAGUUAGCUUUCACGUUUUCCUGCAAAGGAUUUUGAACUGUAGCUUUUUUGAGGGGGCCGAGGCCCCCAUUGUUGAGGCUGAACACAGAGCUGGGCACAAGCGAUGUCAGGACGUUGCAUCAGGCCCCCUCAAUGUACUUUGGAAGGUGGCACCUCUGGACACAACUAUAACUUCCAGGACCCUUGGUUAGGAAUUGUGAUAGUUAAACCAAUUUAAAUUUGUAGUAGAGACACGUCCCUUUCCAGAGUUAUUGCUACCCCACCAGAUCCUGGCCUACUUUACAUACAAUUUCUCUCUGACGUGCCUGGAUAGAUGACAUAUUUACUGAUUGGUUGAAUGUAUCACAACAUCAGCCGUGCAGUGCUGUAGGCACAGGUAGUAGGGUGACCUUUGUCUUUUUCCUAUGAGUCUCAUCUGCCCUCUACUAUAAGAAUGUGCUAAUGAGACACUAAGUCCCUUCUGAUGAGGUUUUGGUAAAGUACUUGCAAUAGUGAUGUUCACUUGGACUAUUUGUUGUGCUCUACUUAUCUCCUGAUCCAUAUUUUGUGACGGUGGCAAGGAGGGUGGCUUUAGCGAUCCUAUAGGAAGGAAUGUUUUGUACAAACAUCCAAGGAAGACUAAAAUAGCCAGUAUCCAGGAGUACUGGCUACUGUCAGGGGAAUGCCAUGGGAUUCUUGGUGCUGAGAUUCGGGGUCUGCUGCCUCCAGACAAACAUACACUUGUCAGGAGUGCUCUGAUGGUGUUUCCUGCUUGGCAGGGGGUUGGACUCGAUGGCCCUUGUGGUCUCUUCCAACUCUAUGAUUCUAUGAUACUAUGGAUGACUGUCUGCAGCCCCUUCUUAUUAAUGCCUCCCUCUGUGUGUUGUCUACUCAUCUUUGAAUGACAUCAAGCCUGCAUUGUUAGUGCAGACCCUUGCUCUCCUCACACCAAAUCUAGCCAAAGGUAUUAAAAUCACCCUGUGCCACUUCUUUGGGAAUUUGCCCCUGUGUAGACAUCCUGGUUUUUAGCCAGCGAACAUUUAAUUUAAAGGCCUAUAUUUUGAGGGAGCCAUGCCUUACUCAGGCAGAGAUGGCUGACUUGUUAGCGCCUCUCCCGUAGUUUGGUCUGUAUUAUUCAUAAAGUAACUGGACUCUGGAGGAUAAGAAUAGCUGGCAAGCAAGGCUCAUAUUUCCCCAGUGGACUCAGCCUGCUGGAAGGAAGGAAUGCCAAGUUACCCUCUGCCCAAGCUUUAGGAGGAAGCAGUAAACCCGGGGCCUCUGCGAUGAAGCAUUCUGGCAGUUUCUCUGUGCCAGCCCCAAGCAGGCUGUGUGUGUGCAUUGUUGUUGCCUAUGUGCUACUCAGCCUUGCAGUGGAAAGGAGAUGGCUCUGCCUUGUACCAGGUCAAUACAUAGGGAACUUUGUUCUUGUCUUGGGCUGAGAGUGGGGAGGGAUUUGGCGAGCCUUAAGGUAGGCGGAAUGUAUACUUAGUCAUUUCUGCAAAACUGGGAAAGCUGUAAGCGCAGCCUUGGGCAGAGGGAAUGCUGAGAAAAUUGGGGACUGAAAUGAAUGGUGGCCUGGCUGUCUGGAGGCCUUUUGCAUUCCAACUGCCUUAUCCACACUGGGCUCCCAUCCAUGAGACUUCCUGGCAAGCUCUGGAAUUCCCUGUAGGCCUGUGUCUUGAGGAUAUGUGAUACACAUAUACUGUAUACAAAUGUGCAAAUGAAUCGGCUGGGUGGUAAUUGACUUAACUUUUGCUCUGAGUAGAUCCCUUGAAAUGAAUUUCAGUGCAUCUGCUCUGUUGAAUAAUAUCUAUAAAAGAUAAUGAUAUCUUUAAUAAUUGUACCUAUAAUAAUAUCUAUAAUAGAUAUAUUACUGUUUUCCAUUGUAUAGUGGCUCAAGUUCAAUAGGUUACAUGUAGACCCAAUAUCAAACUUGGUUUUUCUGGAUGCUGCUGCAAAUUCUGUCUAUCCCCGUAAUUCCUUCAGCCCAAUAUUUCAUUUCAUUGUUUGGUGUUGAGACAGAUCUCUCCCUGUGUUUUGAGGGAGAGGGUAAAAAUGCCAAAUUUCUGGACAUUUGAAGGAAUCGCAGACAAUUUUUCUGUGUUGUGGAAUUACCAUUACACUUUAUCUAAAACACUCAUCAGUGAAUGAAACCAUAAUAUAAAUAUUCAUAUAUUUGUGUAUGUGCAUUGCAUUAAUGAGCAUGUAGACAAGAGUCUUGUAGCUUGGGAAGGACGGUGGUGCACAAAUGCACGCACGCAUGCAUGCACACCCUUAUCUUGUGAAUGUGCUUCUUGAGAAUCAAGCAUUUUCUCUGAGUUUAGACGCAUUGGUCUGCGUCUAGUUCUGGCUUUAACGCCCCCAAACUCCUACAAGUCUGGCCGAGUCCCAAUAUUGAAUGUAAAAUCCCCCACCAUCUGGCCUGUCCGCUCUUGCGUGUGUGGCUGGGACGGCCAGCUUGUUGAAAUUAUCAGGACGCUCUGCAAAGUUCAAGAGAUUGCCCUAUUAAUAGAAAUGCCUGCCACUAGUGAUCACAGUAACAGAGAGGAGACUUUUCCUUCCCUUCUGCCCCACUCAAGGGGGUCAUCCCAGCCAGGGAAUCGCUUUACAUAUUUUGUAAAGUGGGGAAACAACUUCUAUUUGGGUUGUGCAGUAUUGCCAAGCAUUUGAGAAAGUGAGUGGUAAAUAACUUGCUCACUAACUUUCAGCACGUCAGUUUAAUGAUUAGUCAACGCAAGUGACAGGAUGCCUACAACUUUGUGCAGACUGUAUCUGAUUGCCAUACAUUGGACAGAUGACAGUUUGGUUAUACAGUGGUACCUUGGUUCUCAAACUGAAUCCGUUUCGGAAGUCCGUUCCAAAACUAAAGCAUUCCAAAACCAAGGCGCGCUUCCCUUAGAAAGUAAUGCAAAAUGGAUUAAUCCAUUCCACACUUUGGAAAACAAACCCUAAAACAACAAUUUAACAUGAAUUUUCCUAUCUAACAAUACCAUUGAUCCAUAAAAUGAAAGUAAUAAACAAUGUGCUGCAGUCACAAUCAAUCAGUCAGUAGCUGAACUGGGUUCCACACAGUCGCAAAAACAAACAAAAAAGAGCCGCAGAAGCAAAACCGCAAAAUAAAUACCAAAAGCAGACAGACCUCAGCGUAACACUCAAAUUGGAAGUGUAACACUCAAAACAGAGCACGGUUGACUUCUGAAAAAAGUUCACAAACCAGAACACUUACUUCUGGGUUCCAAGCUGUUUGAGUACCAAGGCGUUUGAGAACCAAGGUACCACUGCAUAAUUUUGGGAAACGGGGUAGGACUUGGAAACCCAGCUAAUACGGUCCAAAGCAGGAGGCAGCUCUGGACAAAUAGCCCUCUGGUAAAACUGUUCCUGGACUUUAGUACCUCAGUCUGCACUUGAUUUUCAUGUUCCUCCAUGGACCAUCAAUAAGUCCUACACAAAGAAAACUAAUAUGGCAGCGGGAAGGCUAGAUAUCUAGAUACAUAGAUCAUAUGACUGAAUCCUUCCCAUGUCAAUCACCUGUAGUAUAUAAUCCAGCCAUGUUUUCAUGCAUGUUUGUUUUUAUCUAAAAAGCCUCCUAAAUGAGUCAAACUAAGGUCUCCAUAAUCCAUUUCCGUCAUGGACUCAUUAGCCAAGUUGCUAGUUUCUUUUCCAUCCAUAAAGUAUUAUUCACCUGCCUCACCAAAAGGAGUAUUUGUCUUUGCUGCCCUUCUGGAAAUUGCUGCCUCACCAGGUUGUCAAGAGAGCUAAAGCACAUCCAAAAGGUUUGCAAAUCAAAACAGUGCUGCACAAAGGAUAACUAGUGGUUGUCUGAAGUUUAGGGUGUGCCUGUAAGCUAGAGGUAUGUUGAAAGGAUCAGAAAUGCAAGGCAAUAGAAUUCUUAUUCGUAGUUGCACUAGACAGAAGAAGUUCUGCUACUAUCGCAGUCCACUUAAGUUUCCAGCCAAUCCCCUUCCUGUUCUCAAUCUUUUCAUUUUGAAAAAAAUCCCACCUGCACAUUUCUGCCCCCUCCCCUCUAGCUGACUUCCAUUGUUUCAAGAACUAGACAUCUGCCUUUUUUAUUAUUUGAAUCUCAUGGCAUCAGGUGGCUCCCAUUCAGCAAUCUGCUGUGGUGGACAUUCUCAGACAGCUACCUACAUGUGGGAAUAGCAGCAGACAGUUUACAUACCAGUCAGGGAAACACAGUGGUGUUUAUUCCUUGUAGCUGUUGACCCAUCAUUCCCUAUUGCCCUGGAAAUGACAGAUACCUAGGACUCUCACUUGCUGCCUGUUCCCAAAUGUGGUACCCUUGUCUCAUUAUUCUGCGUCUUGAGAUUAGACCUCUGAAGCUUGUGCUUCUUCAUGCCCUGGUGACCGCCCUCCUACUUUGUCCUUCUGGCAGAUCGAAGGCAGAGAUGCGACACACCUGCCGUGGAACCAUCAACCUGGCCACGGCUAACAUCACAGUGGAGGACUCCUGCAACUUCAUCAUUUCCAACGGAGGGGCACAGACCUACCACCUGAAGGCCAACUCAGAGGUUGAGAGGCAGCGCUGGGUCACAGCUCUAGAGCUGGCCAAGGCCAAAGCUGUCAAGAUGCUGGCAGAAUCAGGUAAAGGGUGUGUUCAGGGCAGUGCAAAUGAAGCAGGAGGUGGGUGUGGGUGAGCGCUGAGAAACUCAAGAGAGCUUAUUGUGGAGGGAGACACCCAGGAAAAUCAAUAUGACAAAUGGAGAAAUGAGAUCUUCUGAGCAGAUUUGGUGUUGGCUAAUAGCACUGGGGCAAACAGGAAGUAGCUGAGUCUUCUGUUCUCCUCAUCCUACCCUGCUUGUUUGUUUGUGAUUUUGGGCUACCCUUGGUAGGUAGCCUCACCUGUGAAACGCAUAUAGGCUAAAAUACCUGCAGAGAACAAUUCCUAGUCUAUUCUAGGCCAUGGGGUUAACAUGAGGGCGCAUCUCUUCCAGUUUGUCCUGUUCCAUCCUAUUUAGAGCUCCAACUCCUUGGGGCAAGGUUUUCUGCCAAACACCAAACGUUUGUUACUCAUACAAAUUGCUCGGUGUCCUUUGCCUUGUGCGUGUGACAUACCAAGGAAACAGGCCACUUGGGGCCAUUGUGGUUUAUAGCAUGAGGCCUCUGGAAAAUGUGGCUAUAUUUUUAAGCAUCAGGCUUUUCAGAAUGGUUAGCUUUCUGUUUCCCAAACCAAAAGUGCAUUUUAGCAGUCAGUACCAAAUCUGCUUUGCACAUCACCCAAUCAGCUGAGCCUCACAUUAUAAUCUGGUGGCUCCUGAGCUAAAGCAUCUGUCAGUAGCUGACAGUAGCUGAUGUAUCUGAUUAGGUAAAAUAAGUGUCAAAAGCAAGUGCCCAAUGUCCAUUUUUGUAUUGAAUAAAUCAUGCAUUGAAUUGAAGGAGUUUUGGUCCCUCGACUCCUGGGUCCCCCCAUCUGGUGUCUCAAACAUGUUUGUCUCUUCUCUGUAGGACAUAUUUGCUCUGUGUAGAAGGGGAAAGAAGUGGAAAAAGUGCCACCAGCUACUGAUGGGGGUUUUGUUUUAUUUUCAUAGAAUUCUAAAGAAAAAGAAGAGGUAUCUGGCAGCUUUACCAGAAAGAAUUUCUUCAGUGUUUUCAAAACAAAAUGUCCUUUGCCCAGUAACAUUAGAUUGUGUUGUGACUUAGGCAUCAGAGUUUCAAAUAUUAGCCCUUCUUAGCUCUGUUGAAUUUUCAGUAUCCCGGUCCCCCAUCCCCUUUUAAACCUAAAGCUAAAGAAAUAAUGGGAGAGAGAGGCAUUUAUUUGUGUGCAUCGUCAUUAUCUACAGCAUGAGAUUCCAAGCUCAUGAUACUGAAACUCCGACUCCCAAAUGUUAAUACCUGCUCUCUCUCUCUCUGUUUGCGUGUUUAUCUAAUUUAUCUGCUAUGUUGACACUCAAAAUGUUGCCUUCUAGAUACUGUGCUCUCAUGUACUCUUCCCCUCAGCGAUUUCAUGUCUCAUUGUUGAAUAGUAUUUCUCUUGAUUGCUUGCAGCAGACAUUCCCCCAUCCGAUCGGAUAGUUUUUUGUAAGUUCCUUAUCAUUCUACUUUGGGACUCAUUACUUGUUGGUAAUGACGAAGCACAAGAGUGAGCCAACCAUUUGUGUGUGUUUUUUAAUCACUAGAAUGUAAGGACUGUCUUGCUGAGUUGGACCAAAAGUCCAUCUAGUUCCUCAUUUAAAGAGCAGCCUGCCAUAUGCCUCUGAAAGUUCACAAACAGGGCAUGAAAAGUGAUGGUCUUCCUCCAAUGUACCCCCCCCCCCAAAAAAGAGAGAGAGAUGGGUCUUCUGUUGUUUAUCUCCAACAUCUUGCUACUGAGCAUGCGAGUUCCAUUUAAGUAUCAUUGCUAAUAAUACCUAAAAGACACAUUCUAAAUUCAUUUUGUCCAAUCUUUUUCAAAGAAAAACAAGGGGCCAUUUUUAUUUAGUGGUUGCUUACGGUGUUUGAAUUCCAUAUGUUAACUACUUCAAGAGAAACAGCUGCUUUUCUUUUGCCUGUCUUGAACUUACCACCAAUCGGUUUCACAGGGUAACCUUGAGUUCUGGUAUUGCAAGAGAAAGACCUAUACCCACACACUCGCCAGAGCAUUCCUAACAUUAUAAACCCACUGUUGGAGGGAGGAAAGUUACACAAGAGAUUGGGCUCCGAACAAUGUAAGACUUUCCAGAGAAAUGGCAUGAUCUUGCAGUGUGGAGAAAUGUGUUUAAACAUCACAACUCUUAUAAAUAGACUCAUGGCUUGCAACUAGGAGGUGUUGCAUACAGUAGGCGUGGGAUACUUGGUUUUGCCAAUAUAUUUCUCACUUCUGCUUUAAGGAGCACAGAUAGUGAAAUCAGACCUUAAAGCUGCUACUUUUCAGAGGUUCCCAAUGAUCUUUACCCUUUGAAUAUUUAUACUGUCUUUAUUGCUCCCAAUUAGCUUUGGGAUUAUUGUUUUUUAUCACUGCAAGUUUGAUUUCUGCUUUGAUUCCACUGCUUUGUGUCUAUAUACUCAGAAAAGGAUUUUUAAAAACAAAACACCACCAACCCUGAAAUCAAUAAUAUCUGUAGUACCACAAUUUACACCUUAGUUCCUUGCUAAAAUGGAGGGGUGGGAUUAGAAAUCCUGUCCUUUGCUUCAACAAACCAUUGAACUGGCAAGAGAGAUUUCCCUGUUAGCUACCUGUAGCCCCAACAUUGGCCAGUAUCUUCACUGGACUAUGGAAAGGGAUCACAUAAUGGUGGGGGGUGGGGAGAGGAAACAGGCUGCCUUUAGUCCCCUGAAGCUAGGUGCCAGUGCUGAGAAUAAAGGAGGACCUGGAAAUGCAUCUGCUUCUAGGGUGAGCCUUGCCUUGAAGGUGUUAAAAGCUGCAGCCUUUUCCCUACAGAUGAGUCGGGUGAUGAAGAAUCAGUGUCUCAGACAGACAAGACGGAACUGCAGAACACCCUACGCACCCUCUCUAGCAAGGUGGAGGAUCUCAGCACCUGCAACGACCUGAUAGCCAAGCACGGGACGGCCUUGCAGCGCUCGCUCAGCGAACUGGAGACCCUCAAGCUGCCUGCCGAGAGCAACGAGAAGAUCAAGCAGGUCAACGAGCGCGCCACCCUCUUCCGCAUCACGUCCAAUGCCAUGAUCAAUGUAAGUGUGCUGCUGCCAGACGCUCUGGCUCUGAGCCGGCCGGCGGGAAGGGGGCCGCUGGGUGCUUCCCAGAUCAUUGGCUCUGCAGGCUUUAAUUGUAGAACUUUCAGAGCCACUGCAGCAUUUCCCUCUUUUGAGAAGAGAGAGAUGAUCUGGUGGGUUUUGGAUUUAUAAGCCGUCUGUGACAUCACCCAUUUUAGCAAAAUAUAUAAGCUUCUGCUCGUCCUGAAUCCCCUGUAGUUAGUUGGCUGUGCUUUCUUAGCCCAGUGUGGCCACACUGUGGCCAGUUGAAAGAACUGCAUUGAAGGCAUGACUCAGUAUAAGAAAAGGACGUGAUGGGAAUUGUAAUUCAUAAACAGUACAUCAAAUCAGAUUUUUACAAUCGGGGAGCAAACCAGAAAGGAGAAGUGUAAAGAGAAAGCCUUCAGAAGAAUUAAGGGCUGAGGGCCGUAGGAUGCUGAGAUUUUGCGGACUUGAUCACCAGACCCAUGGCAUCACAGGUGUAGCUUUGUUUCCCAUCUACUGGGGGUUGCCAUCAGGCCAGCCUUUGAGGACUUUGCAAGGGGGUUAUUAUUAUUAUAAAUAUUAUAAAUAUUAUUUAUUAGUUGCUUUUUUGCCACAGCAACUCAAUGUGACUUAAAGUAUUUUGAGCAAACACAUACAUGCAUUAAACCAGCAUUUUUAAAAAGUCUUUUUAAUAUUCUAUUCUUAAAAAAAACUAAAUUAAAAUAUCUCACCUAUGCAAAAAAAGCCAUAGGUCUGACAAAAAAGGAAUGUUUUUGCCUACUGCCUAAAGAUACACAAUGAAGGGGAGAGCAUUCCACAAGCAAGGAGCCACCACUGAAAAGGCCCAUUUUUGUGUUGCUGCCCUCCGGACCUCCUGCAGAUUGGGCACAUGAAGAACCUCCUCAGAUGACAAUUGCAGGGUCUGGGUUCAUUCAUAUAGGGAGAGGCGGUCCUGGAGGCAUUGAGGUCCUGAGCUACAUAAGGCUUUAUAAGUCAAAACCAGCACUUUGAAUUGGGGUCGGAAACUAAAUUGGUAGUCAGUGCAGUCAGGCCAGGAUUGGUGUGAUGUGCUCAGACCAUCUUGCCAGUGAGCAACUGGGCCAUUGAAUUCUGCACCAUCUGCAUUUCCCAAACCAUCUUCAAAGACAGCCCCAUGUGUAGUGCAUUGCAGUAAUUUAGCCUAGAGGUUACCGGAGCAGCAUAGACAACAGAAGUUAGGCUGUUCCUUAUGGAGGCAUAGCUGGGCCACCAGCUGAAGCUGAUGGAAGGCACUCCAUGCCACCGAGGCCACCUGAGCCUCAAGUGGCAGCAAUCUAUCCAGAAGUGUCUCUAAGAGGGCAAGAGAUCCCUGAGCAGUCAGAAUCCCAGAAAGGCUCUGAGCUACAAUUCUAUGGGGGAGAGCUCAACUGGGCACAGUGGAACAAACAGCUACAUGCGGUUGCACUUUGUGUAGUAUUGUUCUUGGUCCUUAAACUUGCUCCUCUCUCCAGUUUCCAGUAGUUACCAGCUCACUUGAGCAAAGUACCGCCUACUGUCUCACAGUAUCAAAGCUGAGAGCGUCCUCUUGGUAAAUUCCGGUCUACUGUUGCUCCUCAAACUCUGUACUCUGGGAUGGCUUUAAUGCAGUAGAGACUAUUGCAGACGGGUUUAUCUUUGGACUCAACUCUGGUCGCUGCCAGUAUUGCAUGUCUUCCUUCUGCAUCCCAUGUUCCUGGGAUUUACAUAAGUGUGCACCUUCCUUGCCUAAAUCAGGUGACAGUCUAAUUCACCUCCCACCUUUGCAGGUCAACCACUGUAUGGUUCAAGUGUCAGGGAAGGAUUUCUGUUUUGACCAGGGCAUGGUACAACCCUGGGGCAAACAGUAAACUGUAAAGCAAAAGAUUUAUGCAAACACUCCAGAAAUAUGGAGAAGACCUCUAAAUUGUCCCAAAGUUCUGUAAGUCAUUCCUAGAAAAGCUAUAGCUUGUUCUGCUCAGGCAAGUAGAUGCUAUCAUUGGUGUUUUUGAAGCAACUGGCGAACUGUAACAAUGAAGCUGACCACUAGGUGAAGCCCUCCCUUAAAGUGGGAAUAUGACAGCCUUAGACAUAUGUCAACAAGAAUUACCAACUAGCAAAAUUGUUUACUAGCCAGCUAAGAAGCUAGUGGGCUAUGCUUCCUUGCUGGGUAUAUACCAGGAUCAGAACAAUCCAUCCCUUUUCCACCAGCCCACUUACUGGUUUGCAUGGAAUUCUGUGCACUUCCUUGCCAGUGUGGAAUUCCUGGUUGCCUAUGGCUACCAGAAGUUGUUAAAUACAAACCUGGAAUACACUUCUUUGAAGAUGGAAUGACAUCACAAUAGCUUUUAAACAGAAAGUUUUUAACUAAGCAUGGACAGUUUUAUACCAUAAAAGCCUACCACUGUGGAUUACUCAAGAAUUUGAAUAGGAACUACAUUCUAUAAAUUCUGUUGUUAACUACCUUUGCCCCUCAGAUAUAUAGCAAACCUCUAGGUGGGUUCAAAAGGAAGUCAAAAAGAAGACAAGACCUGUUUUGGUAUAUAUUUAGGAGCAAAGGAUUACUUGGUCUGAAAGUCUUACCUUUCUUUGACCAACAUUAGUACCAUAUUUACACGCAUCUAAUGUGCAAUUGAACCUAAUGCGCACCUCAGUUUUCAAAACCUUGAAACGAGAAAAGUAUUUGCUGGCGAAUAUAAAUGCACCAUCAAAUCUAAAGCGCACCCUAAUUUUCACUAUGUAAUAUGGCCAAAAAAGGUGUUCGUUACAUUCGAGUAAAUACAGUAUUCCAUACAUGUCUGUUCAUUUUGCUGCCUUAAGCAAGGAUGCAAGAUUUGUAUUGAUGCAUUUCCAUUGCCAGAUAUGCAGAGCAUCUUAUCAGACAGGCAAAUUUCCUAGCAUUUUUUUAUUUUGCCUUUUUAAGUGUGUGCUUUUCCACAAAACCUUCUGGACAGAUACUAAAUUACAGCAUUUUAUCCCAAAUGCUCAAACUAAAACAGUCCGCUUAAAGUGUCUGAGUUUAGAGCAGAGCCUGGGAAGGUUUUCCCACUUUUGACCCUUCCUUGCCCCCUGUACAGACCACAGCCUCAGCUUUCCUGCCCCUGAGUACUGGUUGUUGAAGUUCCCCUCCUUCCUUCCUUUUUAUUGUGUAACUACUGCUCCAUUUUGCACUUAGGACAAAUUAAUCAACUAGGGGUAACAUUUAAACAGCUUCUGUUUAAUUCAUGAAGGUCCAGGAGUCACAUUUUCAGUAUUUUGUGAUUUGCCCAGAUUUCUUUGCUGGGGGCGUGUUUGCAGCCUUUUGCAUGGAAUAUUUGGUUGGGCUUCUAGCAGACGAGUGUCCCUGCCCAUGUCUCUCUGAGCAUCUCUGUUCAGUGAGUGUCCAUGGUGAAGUUGCUAGGAGACUGGUGAAUGCUUAUUGGGUCUCCGAGUGGGAGGGGCAGUUAAGAGCAAAGUGUCCUGAAAGGGCACCUGUCCCCAGCAGUUCCUGUUAACCCACUUUAAGAGCAGGGGCAGCAAGAGGCGCUGCAGUGCAGCUUGAUCGGGGCCAGAAUCGGGGCCAGCCCUACAAUGCUACAGAGCAAAGUGAUCACCCGGUGGCACCAUGGGAGGAACUAUAUGAAGGCAGGAGUUGGCGUUUGACUAGCACAGCAAGACAAGAAGUGUUGGCCUCACAGCUGGAGUGACAUUUGGGCCAGCCGAGUGUCCGGGGCCCAUACAGACCUCGCUUUGGUGCUCCCCACAGGCUUGCCGAGACUUCCUGAUGUUGGCCCAGACGCACAGCAAGAAGUGGCAGAAGUCCCUUCAGUAUGAGCGAGACCAGCGCAUCCGUUUAGAGGAGACCCUGGAGCAGCUGGCGAAGCAGCACAACCACCUGGAAAGGGCCUUCCGUGGAGCGACAGUUCUACCAGCCAAUGCCCCCGGCAGCAUGGAUUCUUCUAAAGGUAGGAAUGGAGGGCUUUGGCCUCCAUCUCUUCUAUCAGCCAAGCUCUAGCUCUUCUGCUAGUCUCCAUUGCCCUUUCCUUUGUGGGUUCCUAUUCAAAAUUGCUUCUGUUGUGGGAUGCUUGCCCCAAAGUCCGAAAGUAUUUGGAAUCAAGUACUAGUAACUAAAACCAAGAAAGAUAACAUCAGCAUGUGUUCCUCUUACAGAUCGAUGUUGCCCAUCAAAGGGAGAUAUGAGUGAUGAAGACGAUGAUAAUGAGUUCUUUGAUGCCCCUGAGAUCAUCACCAUGCCUGAAAGCAUGGGCCAUAAGUAAGUGGCGCCCCUCUCCCAUUCAGCUGACACUUAGCACCCAUCAGCCUUUGGCACUGCAAACUUGUAAAACUACUGAGGUGUUUCCCUCACCUUUGAUGCUUUCCCACUCCCAUAGCCUGUGCCAUAGGUUAGAGGGGGACAAACUGCCUGGGUGAAAUUCAACAUACCAAAGCAGGUUCUGUGUGUUCCUCCCCUGUUAAGUGUGUUUUAUAGAACUGGGGCAUCUUGCUGCCUCAGCCUUCAAAGGAGAAAAAGGAAGAGAGAAUGGAGAGGGGUGGAGGAAAAGGUGGAGAGGAAAUCUCUUGAAUAUAAAAUAAAAGUGAUUAGUCCACCUAAGUCAAUGCUGUCCACUCUUAUUGAGAGCUCGCUGAGAUAUUCAGGAUCCAGAUUACUUCGUGCAGGGAUGUCUUAACUUGUGACUCUACAGAUGUUUCUGGACUACAGCUCACAUCAUUCCUGGCCGUUGACCAUGCUGGCUGGGGCUGAUGGGAGUCCAGCAAAAUCUGGAGGGGCACAGGUUAGUUGCCACUGACUUUGUGCUUUAAAGGUCCAGACUAGCACCUGAAAUUGCACCCAAGGACAGCUUAGACAACAUUGUUUUCCAGAGUGGGUGAAACAUGAUCAGACAACCUUACAUUGUCAGCAAUUAGGCAACUGUGCUCCAUGCCAGCUUAUGUUUCUGGAACACAUUGUUGCAGUAAUUUAGUUGGGUAUGGCUGCCAGUGACUUCAGGCUCAAGCAAGCGGUGCAUAGCUUCAAAGGAGAGAGAAAUGGAAAUAAUAGAUUUCUGUCGCAUACCCAAACAACAUGUACAGCUGUCACCAGACAACAGUCUCAUGCUUCUAGGUUAUUCAGAUGUAAGAGCAUACAGUUGCUGUGAUUCCCCACCCCCAAUUGCAGGUUAAAUUAAUAAAGGGACAGGAUAGUAAUGAGGAAAGUAGAACAGGAGACCUGGCAAAUCAGAACACUACACUGACUCCUUAAAAGUAGUCCAUGGGCACCAUUCGGUAAUUUUAUUUUGCCUUUUAACUUAAUAAAUAAAGAUCGAUAGAUCCAUAGAUUGGUGGCCCUGGUUAUACUUGCUGUCCAACUCUGACAAACUAGAUACUCUGUUUGGUGUUUGGCAGCACUGUUCUCUGUGCAUAUUUUUUCCCUGAUAGCACAUUAUUUCAACUGGAACAUCCUAGUUUUCUCAUGGUGUGUUUUUCUGUAAUUCCUUUAGACGAACAGGAAGCAACAUCAGUGGUGCUAGCAGUGAAAUCAGCCUCGAUGAGCAGGUAGUCCAUGUCUUUGAUCUGAGGGGGAGGGAAGCAACAUUUUUCACCAGAUGCUGUUGGGACCCUGCAGAGGGAGAUAGCUGGAACAAGUGGGUCCUUCGCAAGCUUCUGGAGUACCUCAGCAGUGUAUCCCCUAAAUGAGCCACAGUCUGCAUGGACGAUGGGAUGCAUAGCACCACCUGGAGGGUUGAUGGGUCUCAUUAGUCCUUCUCCUGUAAGCCUGCAAGUGCUCAAUAUACUUUGAGGCAUACUUUAUGAUGGAGCUUAUUGAAGGCUUGGAAAAGCAGGGGUAAUGUUGGCUACAGGCUCUGCCUUGUUCCACGUUUCUGUCCAUUUGGGACUGGUCUUACUGCACUGAGCUUAGUGAUUCUGGGCAUGGCUAAGAACCUCUUUCUGCAUAGAUGAAGGUGCUCAAGUCAUGGAAGAGUUGUUUACUUUGCCCAAGGCUUAUAGUUAAAUUGGGAACCUCUUUUACAAGACUCUAUAGAAUUCACUGUCCAGCUUAUGCCUUCCCACCUGUCUUGACUAGCCUCCUUUCUCUCCCAAAGUAUAAACACCAGUUUAUGGAAGACACCAAGAAGGAGAAGAGAACCCGAAUUCCUCACAAACCAAAUUACAGCCUGAACUUGUGGAGCAUCAUGAAGAACUGUAUUGGCAAGGAACUCUCCAAGAUUCCCAUGCCAGUGAGUCCCCUUAAGUCUAGCUUGAGUAGUAAGAUCUGGGGCUUGCUGUCCUGUGGAGGAAAGGGGUGGGAAGCCACAACUCUAUAACCCAACAAGCUCUGUGAAAUGAGACUCUGUAGGAACAUGGAGUGUGCUUGCUGCAUCCAGACUUGCCUUGCCCUGCCCCAGAGUGGCUGCCCUGCCUAACACCUGCUGCUGCUUCUUCCAGGUGAACUUCAACGAGCCCUUAUCUAUGCUGCAGCGCCUCACAGAGGACCUGGAAUAUCACGAGCUGUUGGACCGGGCAGCCAAGUGUGAAAGCUCUCUGGAGCAGCUCUGCUAUGUGGCUGCAUUUACCGUAUCGUCUUACUCCACCACAGUCUUCCGCACUAGCAAGCCAUUCAACCCUCUCUUAGGGGAAACCUUUGAGCUAGACCGGCUGGAGGAGAACGGCUACCGUUCCAUCUGUGAGCAGGUGACGAGCAGGGCACAUCCCUUGUCUGACUCUGAGCUGGAAUACUUGAUUGAUUCCAGAUGCAUGGAAGAUACAUUUCAGUCUUAAGCAAAUUAAGUUCUGUUGUGUUUCAGUAGCACUUCCUUUCAAGUCAGUGUGCUCAGGUGAUGUAUCUGUUGGGGGUGUCUGCUGUCAGCUCUUCCUGCUUCUACAUAUUCCUGGCGACUCGCCUGCUGAAUACACUCUUCUUCCUUAACUUCUCUCUGUCCUGCCCUCUAGGUGAGCCACCAUCCUCCAGCUGCUGCCCAUCAUGCUGAUUCCAAGCACGGCUGGACCCUUCGUCAGGAAAUUAAAAUCACCAGCAAGUUCCGUGGCAAAUACCUCUCAAUUAUGCCCCUUGGUGAGUCUUUGCCUUGAGGUGCCUGCUGUUUUAAAGGGACAUGGAAAGCUAAUGGUGCCCAUUGACAGACGGAAUUCCAUCUGUGCUUCCCAUCUUUUACCAAAGUCCAGGGUCUCCAGCCUGGAGUCAGGCUGUCUGGGACAUAGCUGAGCCACUUACGAUGGGCAUCUCAUAUGCACAGCACCUUUUAGGGCAUUCAUUAGCACAUUCACCCUUGCUGUGUGCCCCUCAGGGGUAUUAAGAACACAUGCGUAGCUUGGGUGCUCAUAAAAUGGGCAUUUGUGGAGAACGGGGCAAUCAGGUCAUCCUUAGCUGACCAGGGAUUGGUACCUAGAUCGACCAGAGCUGAGUCAAAAUGCUGUUGUGCACUAGACUUCGACGUAUUUUUCAUCCUAGCAAGGAUUCUGCAUCAAUGCGAAAUCAUCCUAAGCACAUUCUUAUUUCUAGGUACCAUCCACUGUAUCUUUCAUGCAUCUGGCAAUCACUACACAUGGAAGAAGGUUACCACCACAGUGCACAACAUCAUAGUCGGCAAAUUAUGGAUAGACCAGGUGAGUUAAAAGUGGUGGUGGUGGGGACUGUGAAGGCAGCACUGCAGCCCAAAGUGUGCUUGGAGGGUAGUUCUGAUAGCCAGGACUUUAGAGGUCCAUUUUCCAUAUUUCCCAUUGAGUUGCUACUCUUGAUGAUCUGCUCAGCUGUUACAGAAGCAUUUUAGUGGACUGCAUAAAUGGUCCUGAACCUGCUUGACUUUAUUCCUCCCUUUUUUUUUCUUUCCAGUCUGGUGAGAUUGAAAUUCUGAACCAUAAGACUAGCGAGAAGUGUAUUCUCAAGUUUGUUCCAUAUAGCUACUUUUCAAGAGAUGUGGCCAGAAAGGUAAGAGAUGUUGUACUAAAGCAUUUUACUGUGGGGAUGGCAAGAACAAUGUCAGGCCGUCUACAACAGAGAGAGGUGAAAGGCCUGUUUAGUGGUAGGAGGGGCCUUUUACAUAAGAGGAAGGGUCACAUGGACAGCAGUGACCUAGGCAGCUAAGCCAGUACCUCUAGAGAAUGUUCUUUGAAUAUUGCAGCUGCACUCUGGAGUCCUAGCAGACCAGCUCUUGAGAACAGCUCUGGGUGCUUUUCAGCUUCUUUGUUAGCCAUGGGGAGACUAUAAUGCAAUUCUGACGCCUGGGUGGGCUUGUACGUAACUUUGCUGGACCUUCUUGAACUCCUUUCUAUGGCAGGUUACUGGAGAGGUGUUAGAUCCCUCAGGAAGAGUGCACUUUGUGUUGCUGGGCACCUGGGACGAGAAGAUGGACUGUUUCAGGGUGACAACCAGUUUGGAGAAUGGUGGCGACAGCCGGCAGAGAGCGCACGAAGCAGAGGACAGCAGGGUCAUGCUGUGGAAGAGGAACCCACUCCCGUGAGUAAGGGAGGUAGCCUGACUCCUCCCGUGAGGAGCUGGUGCACGGCCAUGCUCUCCUUUGCGUAACCAAUAUGACUAUUGUCUCAACUGGCUUUUGUGGAUGGCAGAACAUGGUUAUGGUUGUUGCUUUUAGAGCAUGCCUUUGUAAUCAGCAAUGCCUUUGUGUACUGUGUGUGUUCCUCCCAAGAAAAAGUGAGUUGAGACCUGUAUAAAUUAUGGCAAGUGUGCGGGUCCUGUGGGGUGCGGGAAAUACGCUUUCUGCUAGUCAUGGGCUAAAGAAUGGAGGACACUGAAGAGCCUGGAAAUCCAGCCUCACCUUUCAUCCCUUAUCCAUCAGGCAUUGUCCACACAUGCAAGCCUAUUUUAAGAGGAAAUGGAAACAGUCCUCCAGGUUGCAGACUUCUGUGUUUGUGUGGCGUGGUCACAAGAAAUACACAGCCCUGGGUGCAAGUAUACUGACCCUUUGAAAAGGAGUUGGUGACCUAGGGUCUUAGAUAAUGUGUGCGUAUCUUUCCUGCCACCCUAAGAGGAAGAGUAAGCUUGCUUUCUACACCAGAACUUAGACUCCAGGGCAACUCGGAGCCUUUCUGCCAUCUGAAUUUGUUCUCUCUCUCUCUCCCCGCCCCCCCUUCCUUGGUGCAGGAAGAACGCUGAGAACAUGUACUAUUUCUCUGAGCUGGCUUUGACGCUCAAUGCCCCAGAAAGUGGCACUGCUCCCACAGACAGCAGGCUUCGGCCUGACCAGCGACUCAUGGAGAACGGGCGCUGGGAUGAAGCCAACGCAGAGAAGCAGCGCCUGGAGGAGAAGCAGCGCAUCUCCCGCAAAAAACGUGAAGCUGAGGCCGUGAAGGCGACAGAGGACGGUAAGCGCUUGCCCCACUUGCCCCUGCACUGAUAAGGCAACAGGAACAUAUGAAGCAGCCUAAGUACAGUGAGGUGGUUGGUCCUCCUAGCCGAGUCUUGUUUGUUCUUGGCUGGCAAUGCCUCUCCAGCAUAUUGGGCAGAGUGGAUGUUGCUGACCCUGCUUCCUAUGAUCCUUUUUAGCUGGAGGUGCCUGGGAUUGAGUCUGGGGCCUUGCAUUGCAAAGCCGUUAUUGAUGAUUGGGAUUAUGUAUUGGGAUUCUUGCUAGCCCUUCUGCAUAAGGUCCCAGGAGGGGGGUGUACAGCCGGGUAAAAAACACAGUGUUAAAAUCAGUUAAAACAGUUUGCAAUCAAAAGAACAGGUGCAGCUCUGCGGAGAGGGAAUUCCACAGUUUAGGGGUUGCCACAGAGAAGGCCCUCUCCUGGGCUGCCACACCUUGCCUUCCAAACUUCCAAGGGCAGAGGACAUAUCAAGAGUUGCUCCAUCACUGAACUAUGGCCCCUCACUAAGGGAAAAGCAUAGCACUGACUUCCCAGCAAAAAUGCCAGCCAAAUGCCAUUUGUUGUUGUUAAUUUGAGAAUUCUCCCUCUCUUCCUCCCUCCCUCUCCUGCUGCCCCUUCCUUCCUCCCCUGCAGGAACUCCUUAUGAUCCCUACAAAGCAUUGUGGUUUGAGCGGAAGAAGGAUCCUGACACCAAGGAGGUGUCCCAUGUGUACAGGGGAGGCUACUGGGAGAGCAAAGACAAACAGGACUGGAGCAUGUGCCCUGACAUCUUCUGA